Metopolophium dirhodum (rose-grain aphid) is the source of this 3695-nucleotide messenger RNA. RefSeq names its product acyl-coenzyme A thioesterase 9, mitochondrial-like. The coding region runs from base 486 to 1832 and encodes 448 amino acids. The transcript is spliced from 10 exons. Gene Ontology annotation, molecular function: fatty acyl-CoA hydrolase activity. The record is from RefSeq and is a predicted model, not a curated record. Gene Ontology annotation, cellular component: mitochondrion. Gene Ontology annotation, biological process: acyl-CoA metabolic process. NCBI's taxonomy places the organism in Eukaryota, Metazoa, Arthropoda, Insecta, Hemiptera, Aphididae.
CUGUAUCGUGACUCGCAAGUUGUAGAUAGUACUAUUAUUGUCUACUACAACUACUUCUUUAGUGUUUGCUACCCACUACUCCGUAGUGUGUGGCUUACACUCUAUCUAGGAAUUCUACAGUCUACAGCUGUGUGUCAUACUGUCAGUCAUUCGCCACUCAUACUCAUACCGUAGAUAACAUUCUAAAAUUUCUAAUACCACUUGCAUAUUUUAAUUAUAAUUAUGCAUUAUUUAUUACAAUAUAAUGUUUAAUCAUCGUUUUUUGAGUAAUCUGGUAUUCAAUAUUUCAAUCGUCAUUCACGAACCAAAGACUAGCUAACAUCAAAUAAUUGUCAUUAAAUAAUCUCAAAACUACCAAGAUUCGCUAAGUUGCAAGUAGCUGCCUAUGCUACUUAUCUCUUCUUUUACCCAGUCAUUUCGCAAAAAGAACCUAAUUGACAAAUUAAUAAUUUCGUAAUUUUAAAAUAAAAAAAGAAUAAAAUAAAAUGAGUCCUAAAAUAUUUGUUAACAUCUUGACUUCUCCAAAGUCUUUAUUUAAAACACAAAUAACACAUGGAAUAUAUGUUCAGCAAAUAUACAGACGCUGGAAGAAUGAAUCACAUCGGCCGCCAAAAGACUUUAGUAAUUUACAGACUAUGCAAGACAUUAAACUAAAAUUGUCCAAUAUAAUGGGUAUAUCUGGAAAAUAUGAAAAUGAAGAAAGGGGAUGGUUAUCUGAGUAUCUGCCAAAAGAACAAAAUGAGCUACCACCUCGCUCUAUGAAUGACAGUUUUGACAGAGCUAUAGUUCCCUUGAGCACUAAUUUGACAUUGCAAAAUAAGUACACUACAACAUUCAAAAGCUUACGAAUUGGACGCCUUUUAGAAGAUAUGGAUCUUUUUGCUGUUUGGAUUGUUAUGAAGCACAUUUAUAAUCCAAUGCAACCACUGGAUGUUCCAACACCAUAUGUUGUUGUAACAUUACUAGUAGAUGAUGUUGUCAUAAAUGCUAAUCGAUUUCCAGAUAAAGAUUUAAUUCUAAGCGGCCAAGUAACUCAUGUUGGCAAAACUUCAUUAGAGGUUACUUUGUGGCUUGAACAAUUUAAUGAUGAUAAAUUUGAGCGUAUUACAAGAGCACAUUUUGUUUUUGUUGCUAGAGAUCCAACAAAUACAUCAUCUGUCAUGGUAAAUAAUUUAGUACCAGUUGGAGAACGCGAAAAAAAUCUAAUGAUUCUUUCUGCAAAAAAAAACGAGGAUAGAAAAAUGGCUCGCCAAAACUCAAUAUUGAAUAAAAUGCCAACACCUGAAGAACAAUCACUUAUUUAUGAAACAUUUAUGAAAACAGUCGAUAGAAAAGAGCCAAUAAUUGGUAAUAAAAUAUUACCAGAAAAUAGUGUGUGGAUGGAUGAUACGAUGCUUGAGACUAACAUUCUUUGCCAUCCUGAAGAUCGAAACUUACAUAACACUGUUUUUGGUGGUUAUUUGAUGCGUGUUGCUACUGAACUUGCAUUUUUAGUAGCAAGUGCACACAGCAAAACAAGAGUGACAUUAGAAGCAAUUAAUAGUAUUACUUUUCGAAAACCAGUUCCAAUUGGUAGCAAAUUGAAGUUAAAUGGACAGAUAUGUUACACCAGUGGUAGAGUAAUGAUAGUUGAAAUUAUUGCCAAAGUUGAAGAACUUGAAAGUAAAAGAAGUUUAACUUCUAACUCAUUUUACCAUGUUUAUGUUGCUCCAAAUGAUGUUGAUUCAGUAUUACCUCAAAAUUAUCAUGAUUCUAUGCUCUACAUUGAUGGGCGUAGACGGUACUUGGAUUUUGUCAACCACUUAGAAAAGGGACAACCAGAGGAUAACUAAGAUUAUGGGAAUGGGGUUUAUAAUAUUUUGAAGGAGUUUAAUAACACAUUCUAAUAAACUAAUUUUCUAACUUUUAUCAUAAGAAAUUUUAAAACUAAAUGGGUGUUGGUAAACAGUCUUUAUUCAAUACCAAAAGAAGUUUCGAUAAAAAAAACAGUUUUUUUUUGUAUAAAAAGUUACCUCUUUAAUUUUAAAAACUUAACAUUUUUAUUUGUUGCAUUUUUGAGUUUAUAAUUUGUUAACUAAUAAUAGUACUUCAGAACUAUUUACUUAAUAACUUUUUUACUAUUAUAUCAUUCCUAGUAUUAAAAAUAUUUGUAUGCAUUUUGUGUUAAACUAAUAAUAGAGUCAUGCCGAAUUCAUAGCAUAAGCUUUAGCUGCCAAUUUAUAGCAAGUCGGAAUCAUUCAAAAACUAGUCAUUUUGUUGAAUAAAAAAAUGUAUGUUUUAUUUCUAUUUCAAACUAGCGGGUCUUAAAUACAUAAAAAAUAUUAUAAGAUCACUAAUCAUAAUCAUACGUACAACUUGAAUGGUCUAUGCAGUGAUACUACCUGCGUCCCAAAUUGAUAAUAGUAGGUAACUUGCGUACCAACUGUUUUGAUGAAAAUUACUAGUUAGUUAUUACCAGAAGUAAGUUGUGUCCUUGCAUGUUGGAUGCAAUUCACAUGCCAUAAUAUUAGAAAUUCUUACAAAGAAUCUUACGGGACGCAAGUAACAUGCGGGCUGUUCAACUAUAUUAUUCAAUUAUUGAAUAUGUGAAUGAUAGAAGCUUAUGCUGUGAAUCCGGCAUCAUAAAUACAAACAUAAGUUAACUAAUUACAAUUGUUAAUCUAUUAAUAAUUAUCAUCGUCACUAGAUGAUAUAUCUGAAUAAUGGUCUAAUUGAUCUAACCACCAUUCAUGUAUUUCUUUCACUGCAUUUAUAACUUUAGGGGUACUUGAUCUUUGUUCUCUUGAAGAAGUCGACACAUUUAAAUUAGACAUAUUUAAUGGUUUUAAGUUCCUGUAUGAAGCUUUACGAUUUUUUUCUUUAUCCGAAGGAUCUGAUAAGGUUGGUGUCAAAAAUUUGCGUCCAGAUCCACUGCCAACACUAUCUGAACGUGUAAUUCCUGAAGUUGAUUUGAGCUUUGUUCGAUUUGUAUCAGACUGAAAUCAAGUUAUAAUGAAACAUGAAUUGUUUAAAAUCAUUUGUAAUAACAUACUUUUAAAUCUUUUUCUUCAUUUUCUUUUUCAUUGUUGGCAGCUUGUUUCUCUUCAAAAUCCCUAAGCAUCAUUUCAUUUGUUGCACGAAGGCCAGCUAAUAGACUACCUUGUUGCCUCUGUAAAAAUGUCAAUCUUAAUAAUGAUAUCUUUAGAAAUUUAGCAUUUAAAUUUACAUUAGCUGCCCUCAUUUUCCGUAAACAUCCUUCAAGCCAAUUACGUAUGGUUUGUUUAGCAACUUCUUCUUGAAUAUUUACUUCAAAAUCUUCACGUGCGACUAACUCUUCAAGCUGUAAAGCUUUUGUUAUAUCGACCGUGCGAUACGAUAACAUACUAUGUACAAAUAAAUAAAUAAUAAAUAAAUGUUGAAUGCUAUUUUAAGUAUUUUAACAUUACUUUAAAACAUCAUGAAAUGUUACUUCUUGUCCAUUGUGAAGCCUUUCUAAUUCAUAGCACAUAUGUUUCAAUAACAUUUUUCCUUUUUGUGGAUCGGUUUCUAAUCUACCUUUCAAUAGGCGUAAUAAAAACUUCACCUAUGAACAUUUUAAAUAUUUUGUGAUUGAAAUAAAAAACAUUAGCAAGCAGUUGCCAGUCUCAGAAAUAUAUUCUAGUUUUUAUAAAAAUAUAACCAAAUAGUUUAAAAAUAAUUACAUAAAAGUUAAUGUC